UUUCCUCCUACUAGUAAUAAGGAGGAGCGACUGAGGAGGUGAAAGUGGCCAGUUGUUGAUGGAGCUGUUGGAUUACGGCGUUGUUCUUUUUCAGAAAAUGACCUGCAACAAUCGACCACGUAUCCAAAAUUUACACUAAAGGAGUAGAUAAUCGUAGUAGGUGAUAGGAAUACCAAAAUCCUCCAAUAAUCGCAGCCACUCAGUUUACCUGUCAUCCACCUGGGAAUCGUUAUGCGUUUCAACGAGAAAGAACUCGUGUCACUGAGCCGUCAACCUUCAGAAAGGGCCGCUGAACUUGGCAUGAAAGGACCCAAAAAAGGAGAUGUUGUGAAGAAGAGGUUGGUGAAACUAGUGGUCAACUUUCUUUUCUAUUUCCGGAUUGAUGAGGAGGAGCCCAUUGGUGCUUUGCUGCUCGAACAGUGCCGGGUAGAGAGAGAGUCUGGCCAAGUCUUCUCUAUUGCAUUUUUAGACGAGACAGAGAAAAAGUACAUGUUUGAGUGUGACUAUGAAGAACAAUGUGGGGAAUGGAUAGACGCCAUCAUUAAAGCCAGUUAUGAGUUCAUGAGGAAGAACCUUAUAUUCUAUCGUACUGAAAUCCACAGACUGACUGGCCAGGACCCCUUGGAACAGUAUGGCAUUUCAGAUGAAACCCGUUUCCAGGUCAACAGUGGACUGCAGCUAACACCUAAAGAAACCUCGUCCAUGUAGCCACGCGGGCCCCAGGUCCAGGGCCUCGUCGGCCCCUCUGUCUCUGUCUUCUGCUGUAUUUCAGAUGUAGAUAGUAGAUGUUUUCUUCAUUCCAUUGGUCAUUCAUGUUUUUCAAAUAAUGGUAUUUUCCUGCAUACUUUCGAUGGGGCUGGGAGUUGAUUCGUCCCUCCAACAUUUCACACAUUGCCUUUCUUUUGCUGAUAUAUUUGCCUGCACUGUAAAUACUUUCACUUUUGUCAGUACUAGGAUAGUCUCUUGCUGUAUUAUACGAUAAUGUGAUUAUGCAAGCUUCUGGUACAUCUGUACUUAAAGUUGAGGUUCUAUGUCUUGACUUGCUAGCCCUGUGGUGUAACUGUAGCAUUAGCCAAUUAAAUCAGCGUUUCAGGGAUUGAGAGACGCUGAACAUGUUUUUCUUAUUGGGAAAUCUUUGGCAAUGCACAUUUAUUGUGACCUGUUUUGGAUAAUACCUCUUUGUUUAACUGCAGAAAUGAGCCACACAUUUGAGUUCCUUGUGAAUUAGAGGUUGUCCAUUCUGAAAAGGUUUUUAACCAGCAACAUCACAUUAGAGAAUAACACUGCUAAAUCUUUUGUCAUUUAUUUAUUGAAUUGCUCAAAUUGCUCUGUAUAAUGGUGUACUUGCCAUUAUUACCAUUGUUGGAGAAUAACGCUUUUUUUUAAUCAAUCUAGUGAUAAUAUGAUUCUUGAGAAGUCUUUGCACUUAAUCUAAGUCUUUUAUUUCAUCGUCAUUCAGAAAAUCCACUUUUUCCAAUGAAUCUAUUUUUUCUAAUAAAUCUAUCCAAGACAAA
This is a messenger RNA of Gadus morhua (Atlantic cod), 1514 nucleotides long. It is a transcript of the gene plekhj1, whose product is annotated as pleckstrin homology domain containing, family J member 1. Gene Ontology annotation, cellular component: recycling endosome; early endosome; trans-Golgi network. Bases 232 to 708 code for a protein of 158 amino acids. Lineage: Eukaryota; Metazoa; Chordata; Actinopteri; Gadiformes; Gadidae. Gene Ontology annotation, biological process: retrograde transport, endosome to Golgi; receptor recycling; endosome organization. The transcript has 6 exons. The record is from RefSeq and is a predicted model, not a curated record.